Peromyscus maniculatus bairdii (prairie deer mouse) is the source of this 870-nucleotide messenger RNA. It is a transcript of the gene Yjefn3, whose product is annotated as YjeF N-terminal domain containing 3. The record is from RefSeq and is a predicted model, not a curated record. NCBI's taxonomy places the organism in Eukaryota, Metazoa, Chordata, Mammalia, Rodentia, Cricetidae. Gene Ontology annotation, cellular component: mitochondrion. Gene Ontology annotation, molecular function: NAD(P)HX epimerase activity.
GGCUCCGCCCACCGGACUUGCUUAAAAGGCAGCGUGGAGCCAGCUUGCCUUUGCUUGCCUUUGCGGCCAUGAGCAGCAGUGCAUGCACCGACAAGGGCCCGGGAGAGGCGCCCGAGGAGAGGCGCUUUCUCAGCACCUCGGAGGCGGCCGCCCUGGAGCGCGAGCUGCUGGACGAGUACCGCUUUGGGCGGCUGCAGCUGGUGGAACUAUGCGGGCACGCCAGUGCCGUGGCUGUGACCAAGGCGUUCCCCUUGCCCUCGCUGUCGCGCAAGCAGAGGACGGUGCUGGUUGUCUGCGGUCCGGAACAGAACGGCGCUGUAGGGCUGGCAUGCGCCCGGCACCUUCGGGUGUUCGAGUACCAGCCCAGCAUCUUCUGCCCGGUGCGUUCAGCCGACGCGCUGCACCGCGACCUGACCACGCAGUGCGAGAAGAUGGACAUCCCCUUCCUGUCUUUCCUGCCGGCCGAGGUGCGGCUCAUCGAUGACGCCUACGGGCUGGUGGUGGACGCAGUGCUAGGCCCCGGAGUGCGGCCGGCGGAGGCGGGUGGGCCCUGCGCGCGCGCGCUGGCCACGCUGAAGCGGCUUUCCAUCCCGCUCGUGAGCCUGGACGUCCCCUCAGGCUGGGACGCCGAGGCUGGCGGCGACGCGCAGGACGCGGUGCAGCCCGACGUGCUAGUGUCCUUCGCUGCGCCCAAGAGCUGCGCCGGCCGCUUCUCCGGGCGCCACCACUUUGUGGCCGGCAGGUUCGUGCCUGAGGACGUGCGCCGCAAGUUUGGCCUGCGCCUGCCAGAAUAUACCGGCACCGACUGCGUGGCCGCGCUGUAACUGGCGCGCGCUGGGACCCGCACCAAUAAACAUCACCACCACCUUC